This is a messenger RNA of Pelagomonas calceolata, 1246 nucleotides long. The record is from the annotation of a GenBank genome assembly. Lineage: Eukaryota; Pelagophyceae; Pelagomonadales; Pelagomonadaceae.
GGGCUGGGCCCACAGUGUGAGCACAGCGCUGGGGAUAGGAGACCGUGUCCGAUUCUGCGCAUUUGGACAACUGCCCUAAGGCUGCGGCAACGCCGGCGACGCGUCGCCUGCGCCCAACAACGGGAGCACCAUACUGAGAGCAUUUUGCAACAGGAGAGCUGCUUGGCGCCAAUCGCCGCAUCCAAAAAAUGGCCAGCGAGGCAGCGACAACCCAAAAACUCUUGGACAAAGAACGCGAAAAGCACCGCGCCAGCAAACGCGCCGCGAAGCUCGCCGCCGACCAGGCCAAAGGCCUCAAACAAGCGCUAGACACCGAAAAGCAAAGGACCGCCGCGGCGGAGGAGCGCGCGCGCCAGUUCGAGGUGGCCCUCUUCGAGGAGAGAGCGAGGAGCGCGAAGGCGCUCGCCGAGCAGCGCGCGGAAUGCCUAGAGGCGGCCGUCGAGGUCGCGCGGGAAAUUGCAGAACGCCAGCCUCCACAGCAACUCACGCCGGGCCCGGGCCCGCCCGCGCGGCGCGCGUCGACUCAGGCAACGGAAUUGGCAAGAGGCGCGCCGUCGACGUCUGUGUGGAAAUCAAUGAGUUAGGUUAUCCUGAGAUUUGUUGCGGAGACCUUCGUCCACCUAAACGCCAUCGAGCAGACGCAGGAAUGGAGGCAACCUCGUGUCGAUGGCGUUAGCUCUACACGCCAUCGAGCAGAUGCAGUUACAGGGACGACGUCGCGUCGAUGGCGUGGGGCGCCCGAAAUUUGAUUUCCACACAGGUCGACGUGGUCCGAGGCCUCGCAACGGGCGUCCGUGCUCGGCGUCGGUAUUUUGUUCAAGGCGCGGCAACUGCGGGCGCACCACGGCCCCUGCCUUGAAGGAGACGGCGAGCCGCUCAAGGAGACGCUCACGGCCAUCGCGCACCCGUACGGGGGCGCGCCGCCCUUAUCGCCCGCCGAGGCGCUGCCCGCGGCGUUGGCGUGCGUCGACUUUUGUGUGGUGGCGCUGCCCGCAUUGCUCGACUCCGCGUCCACUACUGAUGAAGGCGUCCUCGCGACGCUCAAGUCGGCGGCGUCGACAGCCGCGUCGAAGGUCGCGUCGACGGUGGACCAGGUCCUCUGGGAGGAGGAGAACGUCGACAUCGCGACGCUGUCGCGGCCAGCUUUAAAAAGCCAGGUCGACUCGAUGCUCGCGCAGGGGCCGCUGACCCCUCAUAAAAGCGAGGAGCGCGACGGGACGAGCCUGUAGUAACUUGUGAUUUGUUA